This is a messenger RNA of Paramecium sonneborni, 1006 nucleotides long. Lineage: Eukaryota; Ciliophora; Oligohymenophorea; Peniculida; Parameciidae. The record is from the annotation of a GenBank genome assembly.
CUUAUAAUAUAAUUAUGUAGAUUAGACCUCAAGAUUAAAAUUUGCAUUUCGACUAAGUUGGUAUUAUGCAGAAUGAAAAUCAGAUGUUGCAAUAAUAACAGGUAAAUACAUAACUCAAUUUAAUUUUAAGAGAGCGGAAUACAAAUUAUCAGUUGAGGAAGCCAUAGCUACACUACCUCCAAUUCCAGAUGAAAUCAAGUUCAACCACGAUUUUAGAUUUUUGGAUAAAUGUUAUGAAAAAUAGGAGGAGUCUAUAUUUAAUAUAGAAUCAAUAGGAGAACUAAGAUUAGGAGGGCAUAUUGAAACCACAUGUAAAAAUGGAAAAAGCCGACCAUGCAGUUGUAAGGAUUGUUUAUAGUGUUGUAAUAAAAUUCCUUGUUGUACUUGUCAAUGUUGCAGCUGCUGUAAUGAGUUUGAAGCAAUGCAUUAUUACUUAAUUCCUUGUUAUAUUCUUCAAAAUGAUAAGCUAAGAUUUGAAAAUUAUGACUCAUUUUCAAAAUUAUAUAUUCAAGACACAUUGAUUCUUGAAUUUAUUCAUUCACAUAGAAAUUGGGCUGAUUCUUAUUGUGGUAGCUGUAAAUCAAAUUACCCUCAUAUAUAUUUUACAAAUCCUAUUCAUGAAAAAAAUAAAAAAAUUCUAUUUGAACCUUUAGGUAAUAAAUGUCCAAAAAAUACAAAGUCUGCUAUAGGUUGUUGUUGUAUAUGUUCUUGGUGUGGAAUUAAUCAGUUAGAAAGAAAUAUAGUGGCAAAAGUUGAAGAUUAUGGAUCUGCUAAAAUAAUUGCAAGAAGAUCAUAUAAAAAUGCUUGUCUUUCUUAAUGUGAUUGUUAAGAUUAUUGUUGUCAUUUUAUUGAUUAUCCAGAUUUUGAGAUGAAAUUUUAAAAUUUAUCUAAUCUAGAUAAAUUAGGUUUAAUAAUGGCUACGAUAAGUUAUACAAUAUAUAAUAGAUGGGCAAAGUAUUCUUACAGAGGAUUAUUUGGUUUGAAUACAUCAUAUAUUAAUUUUUGA